GCGUUUGAAAGCCCCAGAGGAUACAAGCAGUAACGAACGUAACGGUUAAACGUACUCGAUUGUCAGAUCAUUUUAACGUAAUCUUCGUGCUUCACAACCUCGAAAAGAAUGCGUGAGUGUAUCUCAAUCCACGUGGGUCAGGCUGGUGUCCAGAUUGGCAAUGCCUGCUGGGAGCUUUACUGCCUAGAACAUGGGAUUCAACCUGAUGGUCAAAUGCCGAGUGACAAGACCAUUGGAGAAGGGGAUGAUUCCUUCAACACAUUCUUCAGUGAGACUGGAGCUGGAAAGCAUGUCCCCAGAGCUGUUUUUGUGGAUCUGGAGCCCACUGUCAUCGAUGAGGUGCGCACUGGGACCUACCGGCAGCUGUUCCACCCUGAGCAGCUGAUCACUGGCAAGGAGGAUGCUGCCAACAACUACGCCCGUGGACACUACACCAUUGGCAAAGAGAUAAUUGACCUGGUGCUGGACAGGAUCCGUAAAUUGGCUGACCAGUGCACUGGUCUUCAGGGAUUCCUGGUUUUCCACAGCUUUGGAGGUGGUACCGGCUCGGGCUUCACCUCCCUGCUGAUGGAGCGUUUGUCUGUAGACUACGGCAAGAAGUCCAAGCUGGAGUUCUCCAUCUACCCAGCUCCCCAGGUGUCCACUGCUGUGGUGGAGCCUUACAACUCCAUCCUGACCACACACACCACCCUAGAGCACUCUGACUGUGCCUUCAUGGUGGAUAAUGAGGCCAUCUAUGAUAUCUGUCGCAGGAACCUGGACAUCGAGCGUCCUACCUACACCAACCUGAACAGGCUGAUGAGUCAGAUUGUGUCCUCCAUUACUGCUUCCCUUCGUUUUGACGGUGCCCUUAAUGUUGAUCUUACAGAGUUUCAGACCAACUUGGUGCCAUAUCCCCGUAUCCACUUCCCUCUUGCCACCUAUGCCCCUGUCAUCUCCGCUGAGAAGGCGUACCAUGAGCAGUUGACAGUGGCAGAAAUUACCAACGCCUGCUUUGAGCCAUCCAAUCAGAUGGUAAAAUGCGACCCUCGCCACGGCAAAUACAUGGCCUGCUGCCUUUUGUACCGUGGCGAUGUGGUCCCCAAAGAUGUCAACGCUGCCAUUUGCAGUAUUAAGACCAAGCGCACCAUCCAGUUUGUGGACUGGUGUCCCACUGGUUUCAAGGUCGGCAUCAACUACCAGCCCCCCACUGUAGUUCCUGGUGGAGACCUGGCCAAGGUCCAGAGGGCUGUGUGCAUGCUGAGCAACACCACUGCUAUUGCAGAGGCCUGGGCUCGGCUUGACCACAAGUUUGAUUUGAUGUACGCUAAGCGUGCCUUUGUCCACUGGUAUGUAGGUGAGGGUAUGGAGGAGGGAGAGUUCUCUGAGGCCAGAGAGGACAUGGCAGCUCUGGAGAAGGAUUAUGAGGAGGUUGGACUUGACUCUGUUGAGGGUGAGGGAGAGGGAGAGAACGAGGGGGAGUAUUAGAAAGCUCAGAAAGCUGCCAGUUAUACAGAACAAACACACAUAUUUUGUUAUGAAAUACAUUAAUGUUUUUUUUGUGAAAUGCCAUUUUGGCUAGGUUCCUAUGUUCCUGUUACACAAAGUAUUUUAAAAAAAAAAAAAAAAAAGGAAUGAGGAAGUUGGACUGGACUGUUAUGGGUGAGGGAGGAAAGUAAGUGACUUAACAGCCCUUGUGAAGCUGAAGAUGAUUCAAGUUUUUUUUCUAAAAUGCAUUCCAAAAACUAAUGUUAAUCUAUCAAAUAUACAAUUUGUUCAUAAUAAAAAAAUACUGGCAGUGUUCUGAAUAAAGUUCCUGUGACAUACAAAGCUG
This is a messenger RNA of Seriola aureovittata, 1813 nucleotides long. RefSeq names its product tubulin alpha-1C chain-like. Gene Ontology annotation, biological process: mitotic cell cycle; microtubule cytoskeleton organization. The transcript has 4 exons. Bases 109 to 1467 code for a protein of 452 amino acids. The record is from RefSeq and is a predicted model, not a curated record. NCBI's taxonomy places the organism in Eukaryota, Metazoa, Chordata, Actinopteri, Carangiformes, Carangidae. Gene Ontology annotation, molecular function: GTP binding; structural constituent of cytoskeleton. Gene Ontology annotation, cellular component: microtubule; cytoplasm.